This is a messenger RNA of Physeter macrocephalus (sperm whale), 1878 nucleotides long. It is a transcript of the gene RGS9BP, whose product is annotated as regulator of G protein signaling 9 binding protein. Gene Ontology annotation, biological process: detection of light stimulus involved in visual perception; G protein-coupled receptor signaling pathway. The coding region runs from base 93 to 806 and encodes 237 amino acids. The transcript has a single exon. Gene Ontology annotation, cellular component: neuron projection. Lineage: Eukaryota; Metazoa; Chordata; Mammalia; Artiodactyla; Physeteridae. The record is from RefSeq and is a predicted model, not a curated record.
GGGACGCCGUCGGGGCUGGCUGUGUCCUGCUGCGCUGAGGGCGUGAGGCUGAGAGGGGCGCAGGCGGCCGGGCUGCGCCGGAGAGCAGCGCCAUGGCGAAGGAGGAGUGCAAGGCACUACUGGACGCGCUCAAUAAGGCGACUGCAUGCUACCACCACCUCGUGCUGACCAUCGGCGGCUCCGCGGACUCGCAGAACCUGCGAGAGGAGCUGCAGAAGACGCGCCAGAAGGCGCAAGAACUGGCGGUGGCCAUCCGCGCCCGACUGACAGCUCCGCUGCGUGACCGGGGCCUGGGCUCUGAGGAACGCGCCGAGUUCGAGCGCCUCUGGGUGGCCUUCUCCGGCUGCCUGGACCUGCUGGAAGCAGACAUGCGGCGUGCGCUGACUUUGAGCACCGAGUUCCCGCUGCAUGCGCCGCGGCGGCCGCUCGUGCGUACCGGGGUGGAAGGCAGCGCCGCGAGCGUAGCGGCGCGCGCCCUGAGCGCCCGCAGCCUGCGGCACGAGGCGGAGCGCGGCUUCGACGUGGAAGACCUUCACCAGCUAGAGCGAGAGAUCCUUCAGGUGGGCGAGAUGAUCCAGGAUAUGGAAAUGAAGGUCAACGUGCUCCGCUGGACGGUGCAGGCCCGGCAAGCGGCAGGCGCCGAGCUCCUGGCCAGGCCCAGCGCCGGCGUCUCUUCGUUGCGCGGUGUGUCCGUAGAACAGCGCAUGGGGCCCUGCGACCUGAGCAAGGCCCUGGCCGCCACCAUCUUCAGCGCCGUGCUGCUGGCGGCUGUGGCCUUGGCAGUGUGUGUGGCGAAGCUGAGUUGACCCAUACGCGAACGACCUCCGCCGCCACUACUCGCUACCCGGAGACACCCCUCGGAGAACAUCUGCAACCGCCAGGACUAGGGAUGGGAGCGGUUCUAAAACCCUGCGUGUGUACGUGUAUGUUUAUACGCGCGUUUCAAGCACACAUCUGCCUGGGCAGAACAUGGCUUCCUCUUGAUGGCCCGGGAGAAGUUAAUUUUGCCCGGGCCACCGGGUCAUUACCGCUAAUGUAUGCAGGAGCUUUAUCCCCUAUUAAUAGAAAACCGUUCGUAGUGAGCGGCGAUUCCUCCGAGUUAAUAGGUUACCGCCUGUGCUGCCGGGGCGUGUUUGUACUGAGUCUGAGCUUGGUGUCCCCACCCCUGCCGGUGAUUCCCAUUCUCCGAGUGGGGCAGUUUGGAAAGAGGGUGAGGUGAAAUGAAGUGUGUUUUGGCCUGUGUGUGUGUGUUGGUUUUGUCUCCUAGACAAGAAAACAAAUUGCAAUAAGUUUUUAUUACCUUAAUCCUUUGGGGCCUAAGCUUAGGAGCGUGUGCAAAUAGAAGUUCAUGCAACGUGCUUUCUUUUAGCACACGAUUACACGCUUCUGCACACCCUUGCCUAUUGAAAAGGGCUCUGCCCAGUCAAUCUGGAAGGGGUGCAAGCUUUGGGAAGGGCCACCGGCCAUCUAAACAGGCACUUUCUCCUUGGCUGGGGCUUAUUUUUGUUCCAGAACUAGACUAGAGUUUAUCCUCCUUUGGGGGAGGGGGCUGGGGAAUCCUCUUUGGAGCCCUUAAUCCUAUUUAUCCCUUGGAAUUUGCUUGCUGGCCAGUAGGAGAGCUGGCUUUGGAGGGAGCUGCACAGCUCCCUGACCUGGACACUGCCCCCUGAGAGGGUCAAGUGGGGCAUCACUGGGCACAGAGGUCUUGAGCCAAUUAGCCCUGAGACUGGGUUAGAACGUAACAGCUUUAACUUCAAAUUUAAGGAGUUUUAAAAAAAAAAUUCAUUUGUUAGAAAAAUCCUGUAGCCACAUUGUGUACUGUCAAAGCUGUUUUUUUUUUUUAUAAAGGACAUUUGGCCACGAAUUCAUACGGGUGCC